CAAACCAGCUCAAUCUUGCGUUACCUAAUGCUCUGUUCUCUCCCGACCGCUAAGUCCGGUUCGAACUGGCUGGACCGGCUUCGUUCUAGCAAGGGGUUCCCCGCCGCCGACAACCUUGACCUCGACCAUUUCCUCGCAAAUCCCAACCCUCCCGGUUCUCCGCUCGUCAAUGCCUCCGAUUCUCCGGAUUCAAAUGCCGAGUCAACUCACUCCAACGAUAAACAACUCCAUAAUCCCAAACCACCACCUCCUCCGGAGGUGACAUCCGCCGAGCCCUCCGGAGAUAGACAAUGGUUUGGUAUAAUGACCAAUGUCCUGUCGGAGCUCUUUAACAUGGGCGAACAAGCCCCAACCACCAGAUUUUCCAAGAAAAAAUCUUCCAGGAAACAAACAAACCCUAGAAUUUGCAUUUCCAACACUCCCGACGUUGAUUCUACCGAGGAACAGAAAAACAGUUCCGAUAACGUAAGAAAAGACAAGGACAUCAUCGUUUCAACGAGGUCGUUGAGUACAAGGGAAGAAGCGAAGAGGGAAUCGGAACAAGGGAGCGAACAUAAUAACUUGGAAGAAGAAGAAGAAGCUGAAGACAAAGGAGAAGGGGAGCUGGUAGGGUACUCGAGAAGUGAAGUGACGGUAAUAGACACGAGCUGCGAGUUGUGGAAAGUUGACAAGCUUAUCUUCAGGAGGAAAAAUAUCUGGAAAGUUAAAGACAAGAAAGGAAAAUCACGCACCAUUGGUAGAAAGAAGAGGAAACCAUCUCCUCCAUCUGACGACAAUGGUGUUUGUAACAAGAAACGGAAGAUUUUGAGUUUGGAGCUGGGGGCAUUGAAAGAAACCAGUGGAACACAAUGUGGGUCGCCUACAAAUCAUGGACGGAUUCCUCCAGAUGAUAAAAGGGAAGAAGUUCGCAACGAGGCAGCUGAUGAUCUUACCCAAGUUCUUAGAAAGAGGUUUCCUUUCUCCAGAUUACCUCGGAAAUCAGCAAAGGGAGGUUCUUCUGUUAUCCUUAUGAAGGCUAUUCCUACAGACAAGAAAAAUGGAGCAAAGCUUGAUAAGAAUGGCCUGAAGGACUCUCAGAGGAAAUAUAAGACGUUGUAAAUCCAUCAAGCCUGUCUGGCAAAAUAGCUAAGCCUAUUUAUUAAUUUACUUGAUAAAAAGUAAUAUGAAAAUUUAUAUUUAGAUUUGAGAAUAUGGACAUGCUAGAUGUUUCAAUCAGAAGCUCAUUUCCCCCCCUGUAAACAGAAUCACCUAUGGAAUUACCUGAUGCACAACAUGAGAGAUCGGAACCA
Molecule: messenger RNA, 1289 nt
Organism: Hibiscus syriacus
Lineage: Eukaryota; Viridiplantae; Streptophyta; Magnoliopsida; Malvales; Malvaceae
Exons: 3
Coding region: 28-1098 (356 amino acids)
Source: RefSeq, a predicted model, not a curated record